AAGACGAGGAGGAGGAGGAACAGGAGGAGAGGGCGGGCGGCGAGGCUGCCGGACCCUCCUCCGCAGCAGCAGCGGCUGCAGGUGCUGCUGCCGCUGACCCCGGCAGGCCCUCUCGCCCCCGGCGUGAGGGCAAGAGCCGGCUGGUGUACGUCAACGGUGUUCCCGUGCUCAAGGCCAACAUGUACGGUCUGGAGGAUGAGGACACCCUGGCGUGGCAGCGCGGCUUGCGGAAUGGCCAAGCCGACUUGGGCGGUGUGCAGUUCGCCCCUCCUCCGGCCCCCUCGCGACAGCAGCCCCCCAAGGCCCCCAGGGCCCCCGCUGCGCCCCGGGAGCACCCGCCCGAGUACCUGGCCCGACAGGAACACAACAACGCCAUCCGAGCAGAUGCGCAGGCCGGCCAGGUGUCCCGCGCGCGCUACCUGCUGCAGCACCUGGACCGCAUCCGGCCCUUCAUCACGCAGCAGGCGGAGGCCCACAUCCGCAGGCUGGCAGCCGGCCCCGGUCCUGCAGCGCCGCAGCCCCCGGCCCCGCCUGUCACCCAGCAACCCGAGCAAGUGCUGGCGACGCUGCGCGAGUACCAGCUGGAGGGUCUGGCCUGGAUGGUGGCGCAGUGGGAGCGAGGGGUGAACGCUAUCCUGGCGGAUGAGAUGGGGCUGGGGAAGACGCUGCAGACCAUCACCUUCCUCGCGCACCUCAAGUUCGUGUGCGGGGUGGGCGGACCGCACCUGGUGGUGGUGCCGCUGUCGGUGCUGUCCAGCUGGAUGAGCGAGUUCCGCAAGUGGUGUCCCUCGCUGCGGGUGGUGCGGCUGCACUCGGUGGACCAGGAGGAGCGGAGGAGGCUGGUCAAGGAGGUGUUGGGCAACCCCGCCAGCUUCGACGUGGCGGUCACCACCUACGACAUGGUCAACAGCCAGCACUUCGGGCACAGCCUGAAACACACGCUGGUGUGGCGCUACCUGGUGCUGGACGAAGGUCACAAGGUGAAGAACGAGGAGACGCGCGUGUCGGACGGCAUGCGACACAUCUCCCGACAGCAGGUGCUGCUGCUGACGGGGACACCCAUACAGAACAACCUGCACGAGUUGUUCGCGCUGCUGUCCUUCCUGUACCCAGACGUCUUCACGGACGCAACGCGAUUCGACGAGGCGUUCAACCUGGGAAAGAACAAG
This is a messenger RNA of Astrephomene gubernaculifera, 1169 nucleotides long. Lineage: Eukaryota; Viridiplantae; Chlorophyta; Chlorophyceae; Chlamydomonadales; Astrephomenaceae. The record is from the annotation of a GenBank genome assembly.